Molecule: messenger RNA, 1129 nt
Organism: Medicago truncatula (barrel medic)
Lineage: Eukaryota; Viridiplantae; Streptophyta; Magnoliopsida; Fabales; Fabaceae
Product: ethylene-responsive transcription factor ERF003
Exons: 2
Coding region: 115-702 (195 amino acids)
Biological process (GO): regulation of DNA-templated transcription
Molecular function (GO): DNA binding; DNA-binding transcription factor activity
Source: RefSeq, a predicted model, not a curated record
UGCUUCACCUUCACUUCACUUCACUUAAGUCACAUUUCUUUGUUUCUUCUUCGUUUUUUUGUUUCUCAUUCUCAAAGACACACUUCACAAACACGUUUUUUUUGUUUCAUCAUCAUGGCAAGACCACAACAACGUUAUAGAGGUGUACGCCAAAGACAUUGGGGUUCUUGGGUCUCUGAAAUUCGUCACCCUUUAUUGAAGACAAGAAUAUGGUUAGGAACAUUUGAAACAGCAGAAGAUGCAGCAAGAGCAUAUGAUGAAGCAGCAAGAUUAAUGUGUGGACCAAAAGCACGUACCAAUUUCCCAUACAACCCAAAUGGACCACAAUCUUCUUCAUCUAAGCUUCUUUCAGCAACUUUAACUGCAAAGUUAAAUAAGUGUCACAUGGCUUCUCUUUCUCUUCAAAUGACCAAACAACAACAACCACCACAAAAAGAGCCACAACAAGUUUCAUCACAAAGUUUCAAUUCUUCCAUUAAUAGUAACACUUUUGUCUAUGGGAAUGACAUUGGUGGAACAAGUGGUGAAACUAGUUUAAUUAGAUGGCUUGAUGAAGGUAAUAAUUGUGUUGGGUUUGAAGGUCAAGUUGAAGUUUCUCAUCAACAAUUUCAACCUGUUCUUGAAGAUGAUCACAUUGAACAAAUGAUUCAAGAGUUGCUUGAUUAUGGUUCAAUUGAGCUUUGUUCUGUUGGUUCAUCUUAGACUACCUCUAAUAUAAUAUAAUAUAGCAUUUAAGCCUUUCUUGGCACGAAGAGUCACUGAGACCCAACUCGCCUAAAACAAAGUUCAUAUCAAAAGAAAAUGUAUCAUUUAUCCAUGACACCUUUUUGAGAGAGAGUGGUAGUAAGGGGUACUAAUUCACCUGUAAUAAAUGUAUAAGAUUUAGUAAUUUUGGAAAUUCACUUCACUCGUUAUUGUGUGUUUGUUUCCACGGUGGAUAGGCUCUCACGUGCUUCGAAAUAAAUGUUACAGUGUGUAGCUUCAUUGCAAUCACACGUUUAGAGAAUUUUACCACCGUUGUUUCAAACGUUCGUUUAGAUGACGACCAUGUGGAAUCAGAAUGUAACAAAUAAUGCAUAUCAUGAACUUUUAUAUAUAAAAUUAGUAUCAAAAGAGUACAAUUUUCUAA